Messenger RNA from Suillus plorans, 1326 nucleotides. Its product is annotated as P-loop containing nucleoside triphosphate hydrolase protein. The record is from RefSeq and is a predicted model, not a curated record. Gene Ontology annotation, molecular function: ATP hydrolysis activity; ATP binding; DNA binding. Lineage: Eukaryota; Fungi; Basidiomycota; Agaricomycetes; Boletales; Suillaceae. Gene Ontology annotation, biological process: DNA repair; DNA-templated DNA replication. The transcript has 6 exons. The coding region runs from base 80 to 1198 and encodes 372 amino acids. Gene Ontology annotation, cellular component: DNA replication factor C complex; nucleus.
GUUACGCGUUUCCGACGCGAUUCAACUUAUGCCGCGUGAAGGAGAUAAUAUCUAAAGAACAUCCAAGGGUUGUUUGAGGAUGGCGUUUUUUCAAGCAAAGUCGACAUCAGCAACGUCGAAACAUUCUGUAGACCCAGCACAUCAACCAUGGGUAGAAAAAUAUCGACCAAAGACCAUAGAUGAUGUCUCGGCACAAGAGCAUACAAUCGCAGUACUGCGGAAAACACUGGUCUCGACGAAUCUCCCUCACAUGUUGUUCUAUGGACCCCCCGGAACUGGUAAAACAUCCACCAUUCUUGCACUUGCAAGGCAACUCUUUGGACCUGAUAACUUUCGAAACCGAGUCUUAGAGCUCAAUGCAUCAGACGAGAGAGGCAUCAGCAUAGUCAGAGAGAAGAUCAAAUCAUUCGCCCGUCAAACACCUCGAGCACAGGCAGUGGCAUCAGAUGGAAACGUUUAUCCCUGUCCGCCAUACAAAAUCAUCAUUCUCGACGAAGCAGAUUCCAUGACACAAGAUGCGCAAGGUGCAUUACGGCGGAUAAUGGAGACCUACGCCCGAAUAACUCGUUUCUGUCUUGUUUGCAAUUAUGUGACAAGAAUAAUCGAACCUCUCGCGUCUCGAUGUUCAAAGUUUCGUUUCACGCCUCUUGAUUCGACAUCAACCUCAUCCCGACUCUCUCACAUCGCAAGCGCAGAACAUAUUGACGUUAGUCCUGAGGUCAUUUCUACCCUGAUCGAGACCUCUGGUGGUGACCUUCGUCGCUCCAUCACAUAUUUGCAAUCUGCGUCUCGAUUAUCUUCCUCCACCAACCCUCCGGUGCCAAUCACGCCUCACGACAUCCAGGAGAUAGCAGGUGUUGUUCCAACUGCUGUUAUAAACGAUUUUGCGAAGACUCUCGGCGUAUCCGUCGUCGAGGACAUGGAUGUUGAUGACUUGCCGACAAACUGGAAACUGAAGGGUUUCAAUGCCGUCCAGAAAAAGGUCAAGGGCAUCAUGCGAGAAGGAUACUCAGCAUCACAGACACUCUCACAGCUUCAUGACACUAUCAUACUGCAUCCGACGCUGCCUGCACGACAAAAAGCAAAGUGCGCUCUCGCUUUUGCAGAAGCCGAUAAAGCUCUGUGUGACGGUGCUGACGAAGAACUAUGGGUACUCGAGGUUGGGCUUCGCAUUCACAAAGCAGUUACCACAUCAUGACGUUCUAGUGAUAUACAUGCCACACCAUAAUAGCGCCGGCCCCAGCCCCCUGACUCGCAUUCAUGUUUUGUGUUAAAUGCAAACUAGUCUUUUUAUUCUCCUUUUGUGUUGGCAAACGACUGUUUAAU